GCAUUUUUGCUUUGGAGAGAGGAGAAAACAACGCGGUGAUUUUGAGAAGAGGGUUUGGCUGACAAAACAAAAACAACAGGCGGAAAGUGAGCGAAAUAGAGCACAUUCGGGACGCAAACUGGAAAAACAACAGCUUUAUCCUGCGAAGAGCUCCGGAGUUGAGUGCAUUUAAACAACUCUCAGAUAGAAUUUUUCUUUGUUUGCAAGGACACAGGAAGGAUUAAUCAUGACAACUGAAAUGCAAGAGAUCUCCAAUACUGAAGAAAAGCCUUUGCUUACGGGUCAGGCGGACAACGCAAAGGAGGCAGAGAUUGCAGCCAGGAUAUUGUUGGACCGCGGUCAGGAGUACCAAAUUGAGACUCCUCAUGGUUUGCUGAAUGUGACCGUGCAUGGCACAGGAAACACCCGCCGGCCAGCUAUACUGACUUUUCAUGAUGUGGGGAUGGAUAGUAAGAGCUGUUUUUCCACCCUGUUCAAGUUUGAGGAGAUGCAGGAGAUUGUGAAAAACUUCACAGUGGUUCAUGUGGACGCCCCAGGACAGGAGGAGGGAGCUGCACUUUUUCCUUCUGGGUACCAGUACGUGUCCAUGGAUGAGCUUGCAGAAAUGAUUCCUUCAGUCGUGCAGUUCUUCAAUUUCCGUUCUGUGAUUGGAGUUGGAGUCGGAGCAGGAGCCUACGUCCUUUCAAAGUUCACUUUAAAUAAUCCAGACUCUGUGGAAGGACUUGUUCUGAUCAACAUUGACAUCAACGCCCGUGGCUGGAUGGACUGGGCUGCCCAAAAGCUCAGCACCUUGACUUCAUCCCUUGCCGAACAGAUCCUCAGUCACCUUUUCAGUCAGGAGGAUAACACAGACAUCGUUAAAGCUCAAAGAGAGAGGAUCUCAAAAGCUCCCAACCUGCAGAACAUUGAGUCUUUCUGGAAGAGCUACAAUAAUCGCAGGGAUCUGAUCUUUGACCGCAACAGUGGUUUCAAAUGUCCUGUUAUGCUGGUGGUAGGAGACCAGGCACCAUAUGAAGACGCUGCAGUGGAGUGCAACAGCAAACUGGAUCCAACUACCACAUCAUUCCUAAAGAUGGCUGAUGCUGGUGGAAUGCCACAACUCACUCAACCCAGCAAGCUGACUGAAGCCUUCAAAUACUUCAUCCAGGGAAUGGGAUACAUGGCUUCGUCCUGCAUGACCCGCCUGUCCCGCUCGCGCACGACUUCACUCUCCUCGUCCUACUCCAUCGACGGCUCCCGCUCGCGAUCACGCACCCUGUCGCAGGGCUCCCUCGGUGGCAACGUGCCGCCCAGCCCCUCCACCACGAUGGAGGUGUCCUCCUGAAAAGGGACUGAAAGAAAGGGCGAGAGAGGUGGAUAGAUGGAUGGAUGGCUAAAAGGGAAGGCACUACUAUGACAGGGUCAUGAUCAGUCAUAUCCAUUCAUCAAUUCGUAAGGCGACAAUGGGAGAGAGACCUUAAAAAAAGAGUGAGGAAGAUAGUUCUCUUAAAAAAACUAAAUCUCAUUCUCAUUUAUGAUUCGCUCAUCCCGAACAUUGGGGAUAAGUGACAGGUUGGUGAGGAAAUUUAGGUGGAAAUAAAGAGACAUAGGGAAAGAGGGAGGAAGAUACAAUUCAUCUCUCCAUCCCUCUUUUAAUUUAGAGCCCUUUACCCUAUGUGGUGCAGGCAGGGGCUAGAGAAAGACCCCAAAUGUAGUGCUAACCAAUACUAAGUAGUAAUACUUCUAACAUGAUAUAAUUAUCUAUAAAUAAUGGUAAUAUUGUCAUGAAAACAUAACAGCUCACUUAAUUACAUGUUAAGAAAUAGAGAAAAAAGACAAUAGAGUAGAAAUACUCAACAUAUGUAUGUGUCACAUUGUUUCAGUAUACUGUUUGGUGUGUUUGGAGUGAUUUUUUUUUUUUCUUCUUCUUCUUCUUCUUCUUCUGAUAUUACCUGUAAUUUUAUAGUCUUUAAUUUUCCAAUCCGGCUGCUUACAUCAAGGCGAAGUAUUAUGAUCUGUGCUUAAUAAUCUAAUAAUAUGACCCACCUGGGUAAUGGCAUCAGGUGUUGGCUAAAUACUGGUGUCUUUCUGUGGCAGCCAGCUCGUGUCUUCCAUUUACCUGGUGUUAAAGGACGCAAAAAUAUUGGGUGAAGGUGCAACGCAACUGAAAUAAUUCAUAAUUAACUGCUCCGAACUGCCUGCCUGAAUUGAAUGAUGUUUGAAUAUAGAUCUGGAACGUGUUUAAUCGUACAAACGUUAAGUUUUGAGGAUUUGUUUUUUGGAAAGUGAUAAGAAAUGCUAGCAGAGAUGCUUUUAUCUUUGCCUUGGUCAGCAUUGGUUGGAGGGUGAUUUCUAGGCACUCAAUUAGCACCCAGGCUGUUAUAUCUUAAUGUCCGCUUUACUUGGCACAAAGCAUAUAUGAUGUCUGGUUUUAUUAUACUGUCUUGUAAAUGUUACAACUUGAUGCUCACUGCCAUUUUUUAGCUGAAAUGUAUUGUGGUCCCUCCUUUAAUACAAUACUACAACAUUAACAAUCAAAAUAAUUAUUAGCAUUAAAAAUCUUAACACAAAUCGGCUCCCUUAACACUGCAAGAUCAAAAUUAAGAUCUGUUUUUAAUGUGCUCUGAUCUUACACUAUUCCAAAUAUCAGUGUUUUAUAAUGUUUCCAAAUAGACUACUAUUUAGACUAUAUUAUUUAGAUUUUUUUGAGAGGCCCUGGAUUAUUGCAGCAUUUACAGGUGUAAUAACCAAAUUCCAAAUUGCUCAUUGUUUGCUCCCUAAUUUUCAGAAUAAAUAACCCCCGCCUGGACCUUUUUGCUGUGAGGCGACAGUGGUAGGCCACCGUGCCGCCCUUAGCCAAAUAAUAUAAUAAAAAUUGGUACCUGGGAUGAGCUGUGUAUUAGUCUUUAUACAUUUGAUACAACAAGCACACGUGGAAAAGGAACAUAAAAAAAUUAAAUUUAGCAGACAUAAGCUUGUUAACUACCAUAUGUGGGUCAAUUUUGAACAAUAAGCAUCUCCUUCUAAAGUUUACAGUUUGGUUUUUACACCAAAGGCUAAACUGGAGCUAAGAAGAAGUAAACUCACUCAUAGUGCUGUAAAUGUAUUUCCACAAAUGUAAGACUUUGAUCACUGAGAACUUUACAUUACAGAUAUUACAAAUCCAAGCUAAGUAGGGCUCACUUCUAACACUGCAGGCACAUUGUUUGUAUUGUCAUGUGAUUUACAUGUGGUGCACACAGUAGCUGUAGUUUAUAUUGUCUGCAGCCAUAUGAAACCAUGGGAUCAUUAAUAUUAAUACACAUUAGUGCGUUUAAAUACUAAAUAUUAGUAAUUACCGUAUGGCACACUGUACCAAACAUUGAUUUAGACAAAAAGUCACAUGACUUCUGUUGAGAUUGGAUUUUUUUUUAGUACCACACACAACUGGCUCAAACUGGAAUUGAAAAUGUGUAAAAUACUUUUGAUUUACUGCUUAAAUAUGCACACAUUGGAUUUGGUCAUCUUUACUUGCAGUGUUAAAGCAGUCGUUGUGUCCCUGCGUUUGUACAUAAUUAUUAUGUACGCAAUUUUUCUUAGUUUUUCCAUGUUACAUCAUUUUUGGUAAGCUUUACCAAGUAGCCUUUUGUAACUAAAUAAACAAUCAUUUGGAAUCAUGUCCAGAUGUUGGCCAAUUUUUACUUUAGAAGCACCCUAAGCUUAAGAAAUGAAUCAUUUUAUAUUAAAUUUGUAUUCCCUGAUUACGUUUUGUGUAAGCCAUACACUGCCAGCUUGUCAGCUAACCAGCACUUGACAGCAUUGUGCUGAUGUUGAUAGCACUUUGGUGCAGAGCUUUAAAGAACCUGCCUAAUACAUUUUCUAUCUUAACAAAUUGAUCUAGGUUUAAGUUAUUAAACCCACCAAAUCACUAGCCAAUACAGAAAGACCAGCACUGUAACACAAUGUGUUGUGAUGCAAUGAUAUUCAGCAUAGCACUGCCCUAAAACAUUAAAUCAUUAAACAAAUAACCCUUAGAUAGUCUGGGAUCUGCUUAUUAGGCUGCACUGUAUGUGUUAAGUUAGACUGCAAGUUACAGGGUUUGUGCCAAUAUUGUUCUAACACAUAAUGGUCGACUGUAGGGCAAAUAUUUGUUCUAGUGCACACUAUAUGACUUUAAAGAGGAAAAGUGUACUCUAUACAGCUCAAUCCCUCUCCUGUAAUCCCGAAAUGACAAUCAGACACAAAGUGCAUCAACUCCAACUUAAAUCCAGUUUGUCUGUCGUAGUUUAACAUACAAAGUUUUUGUUGUAGAAACAAAAAGGUGUUAGUGCAAAAUGUAUUAUUACUUACUAUACUCAAAACAGUAAGUUGUCUGUUGGUGAAGAAAUAUUAAGCACACUAUUUAGCAAUUACUUAGGUACUCUCUAAUAACUUUUUUAUUUUCUUUACAGACCUAUUUUUACUUUCCGGUGAAAGUAAUUAGUACUUUGGGUAGUGAACACUAUGUAACUGAUUGCUGGUAACAAUCGGAGGCUUGGACUCUCAGGACAGCUGGAGAUAUUAGGUAGUCGAGAGAUGCAGAUUACAAGCAUGGGUAAUGGGCAACCACAAGUGUACUACUUUGUUAGAAACUAAAAACUUAGGAGUGCUUAGUUGAUGCAGCGUGAUAAGUCGCUAGCACACCAGCGCAGAGAUUCCGAACUCUCAGGUUUGAGUUUUGGCUCUGCUACCGUUAGGCUGGGUGCCCUCUAGCAGGCAUAAUUGGCCUCCAGCCUGCAGGGUGGGAAAUGACCAGAUUAAACAGAGGGGCUGUGUCAGGGCACCUGCACAGAAGUAAAUGAGCGCAGAGGUCGAGGUGUGGCUCUCCGUGCCGAAGCCGGCCUCACGUGCAAAUCCACCGACGUGUGGGUGUAUAAGAAAGGAUCAGUAGACUGCUCACAUGUCGGUGGGAGUGUGUCAGUAAAGUCACCCCCUCUUUGGGCACCACUAGGGGUCCCCUGCAGCAGAUUGACUAUGCUAAAUUGGGAGAUAAAAGCAGGUGAAAUGCAAUGUAAAAAGACUGGAACUUGUAUAGUGUGCACUAGAAUUUUGGACGUUCCAAUAUUAAGUCAGCAUAGCUGUAGACUUGAGCAGAAGUUAUACAGAAAGCAUUACGUAAAAGGUAUGUUUUGUUAAAAAUUGCUGGGUUCAAGUUGCAUAAACCUUAAAAAUUACCAAUAAAAAACUGAUCUUUCAGUUAUUAAGCUAUAAAAGCUUCAGGAGGAAUACAAUUACAAUGCUUUAUGCACUGCCAGGACACAUACUAAACUAUUGUUAGAGUUCCCUGAGUACAUUUUUUAUUAUCAUUUCUGUAAAGAGUUGCUACCAAAAAGGGAAAUGUUGGAUUUCUGUUCAGAAAAAAAUAAUAAUGGAUUGUAAUUCUCAGUUUUGUGGCUGAAGCUGUGCGAUCUCUUGUUCUUGUUCUCUUUAUAUUUUGUUUUAUAUUAUCCUUUUUUGUUUUCAGUUAUCCCUGUUAGACCUUCAAGCAUACCUUUUUCCUUAUUGUGAUAGGUUACUGGCUCACUUCUCACAAGUUAAACAUCUGUGCUUGUUCUUGUGUAAACCUUUUUUAACAGCAAUUAAAAAGGGAAUUUAAUAUUAUUAACAAAAAAAUAAAUAAAUGUGAAAUAUAAGACACAAUCAAAGUUGCUAGUGUGGCUAAUUCGUCUGUGUAAUGCUUUAAACAACUGAAAAAAGGUAUUAAUAAAGGGGAUACAAAUCA
Messenger RNA from Trichomycterus rosablanca, 5719 nucleotides. It is a transcript of the gene ndrg2, whose product is annotated as NDRG family member 2. Lineage: Eukaryota; Metazoa; Chordata; Actinopteri; Siluriformes; Trichomycteridae. Gene Ontology annotation, biological process: signal transduction. Gene Ontology annotation, cellular component: cytoplasm. The record is from RefSeq and is a predicted model, not a curated record. Bases 227 to 1324 code for a protein of 365 amino acids. The transcript has 16 exons.